Messenger RNA from Penicillium chermesinum, 2661 nucleotides. RefSeq names its product karyopherin beta. Lineage: Eukaryota; Fungi; Ascomycota; Eurotiomycetes; Eurotiales; Aspergillaceae. The coding region runs from base 1 to 2661 and encodes 886 amino acids. Gene Ontology annotation, molecular function: small GTPase binding; nuclear import signal receptor activity. Gene Ontology annotation, cellular component: cytoplasm; nucleus. The transcript is spliced from 7 exons. The record is from RefSeq and is a predicted model, not a curated record. Gene Ontology annotation, biological process: protein import into nucleus.
AUGGAUCCUCAGCAGGUGUUGCAGAGCACCUUGUCGCCAGGCCCCGCGAUCGCCACGCGUCCAAGAACUUGCCAGCUGACACGCCCUUGUCUGGAUGCGGCCGAGCGUUCCAACGCGGAGCAGCAGCUCGCCCAUGCCGCGGAGGCUGAUUUCGCUGCCUACCUCACCACCCUAGGUCAAGCCCUCGCCAGCGAGGCCAACCCUCCUCAUAUUCGUGUUGCUGCCGGUAUUGCCUUAAAGAACGCCUUCACUUUCCGAGACCAAGCGAAAUUACACGAGGUACAGCAGCGAUGGGCCACACAGAUUGCUCCUGAGAUCAAGGCACAGGUCAAGGAGCUUGCGCUGAAGACCCUUCACUCUGAUACCCGUGUUGGAAACGCUGCGGCCAGUUUGAUCGUUUCCAUCGCUGCGAUUGAGCUGCCCCGCGGCGAAUGGCCUGAUUUGAUGAACAUCCUCGUUCAAAACGUCACCAGCGGUUCUGAUUCCCUCAAACAGUCCUCUCUCACCACUAUUGGUUUCAUCUGCGAGUCGCAAGAUUCCGAUCUUCGCAUGAGCCUGAAUCAACACUCUAAUGCUAUCCUUACCGCCGUUGUCCAGGGUGCUCGCCGCGAAGAGCCAAAUCCGGAGGUUCGAUACGCGGCCAUCAAUGCCCUCAGCGAUGCCGUGGAUUUCGUGCGCUCAAACAUGGAAAACGAGGGCGAGCGAAACUACAUCAUGCAAGUUGUUUGUGAGGCUACCCAGGGUGAUGACAGCCGCAUUCAAGCCGGUGCUUUUGGCUGCCUGAACCGUAUCAUGGGCGCUUACUACGACAAGAUGCGCUUCUACAUGGAGAAGGCUCUCUUUGGCCUGAGCAUCAUGGGAAUGAAGAGCGAAGAAGAGGAGGUUGCCAAGUUAGCGAUCGAAUUCUGGUGCACUGUCUGUGAAGAGGAGAUUGCCAUCCAGGAUGAUAACCAGGAGGCCGAAGAAGCUGGUAUCGAGGGCCGUCCGUACUUUGGAUUCGCUCGCGUAGCCACCCGUGAGGUUGUCCCCGUUCUCCUACAGGUCAUGUGUCGCCAGGACGAGGAUGCGGACGAUAACGAAUACAAUGUGUCGCGUGCCGCAUACCAGGCUUUGCAGCUGUAUGCUCAGUGUGUGACCAAUGAAGUCAUCCCUCCUGUUCUGGCUUUCGUUGAGGAGAACAUUCGCAGUGAGGAUUGGCACCGCCGAGAUGCUGCCGUUGCUGCAUUCGGUGGAAUCAUGGACGGACCCGAUCCCAUUACGCUGGAACCCCUGAUUAAGCAGGCUCUGAACGUCCUCCUUGACAUGAUGCAGGAUCAAUCUGUGCAGGUCCGCGACUCCACUGCCUAUGCUCUGGGCCGUGUUUGUGAAUCCUGCCCUGAGGUCCUGGACCCUGACACGCACCUGCAGCAACUCAUUUCUAGCCUCUUCGGUGGACUCGCUAGCAGCCCCAAGAUUGCCAGCUCGUGUUGCUGGGCCUUGAUGAACGUGGCCGAGCGUUUUGCCGGAGAUGGCGGCUCCCAGACCAACCCUCUGUCCAGACACUUUGAAGAUAGUGUCAAGUCCUUGCUGCAGGUCACCGAGCGACCUGAUGCUGAUAGCCAGCUGCGUACUGCUGGAUAUGAAGUUCUCAACAGCUUUGUGACUAACUCUGCCAUUGACAGUCUGCCCAUGGUCGCUCAUUUAUCUGAUGUAAUCAUCACUCGCCUUGAACAGACUAUCCCCAUGCAGAGCCAGGUCGUGAGUCCUGAGGACAAGAUGACUCUGGAGGAUAUGCAAACCAGCUUGAUUAGUGUUAUCCUUGCUAUUAUUCAGCGAUUCGAGGCCGACAUCAAGCCCACCUCUGACCGCAUCAUGACUAUUCUGCUGAGUGUUCUGGCAAACGUCCCUCGCGGAUCGAAUGUGCCUGAUGUUGUCUUCGCUGCCGUUGGCUCCAUGGCGAAUGCCCUGGAGGAGGACUUCAUCAAGUACAUGGACUCGUUCGCUCCUAUCCUCUACAAGGCACUUGAGAACAAAGAGGCCACUGGCCUUUGCUCCAUGGCGAUCGGACUUGUUAGCGAUCUUGCCCGUGCCUUGAAUGAGAAGGUCCAGCCUUACUGCGACGUGUUCAUGAACCAUUUGCUUAGCAUCCUGGGAACAUCAACCAACCAGCUGAAGCCAGCUAUCCUGGAGACCUUCGGCGACAUUGCUCAGGCUAUUGGUGUUCAGUUCAGUACCUAUCUUCCGGUUGUUGGUCAGGUCCUGCAGCAAGCCUCCUCUGUCACCGGGACCAGUGACCUUCCUUACGACAUGGUUGAAUACAUUCUUUCUUUGCGUGAAGGUAUCAUGGAUGCCUGGGGUGGUAUCCUUCUCUCCUACAAGGGAAAACCUGAGAUCACCCAGCUCCAGCCAUACAUCGAAUCUAUUUUUCACCUGCUUCAUAUCAUCUCUCAAGACUCCACCCGAAGCGAGGGUCUUAUGCGCUCUGCCAUGGGUGUCAUCGGUGACCUUGCCGAUGCCUACCCCAACGGUGAACUCGCGGCUUACUUCCGCAACGAUUGGGUUACCUCUCUGGUUCGUGAGACACGUACUUCCCGGCAGUACUCUCCUCGCACCAUCGAAACUGCUCGCUGGACCCGCGAACAGGUUAAGCGCCAAAUCAACAUGAGUACCGCUAUGGCUUAG